Solea solea (common sole) is the source of this 2172-nucleotide messenger RNA. RefSeq names its product copine IVb (gene cpne4b). The coding region runs from base 128 to 1789 and encodes 553 amino acids. The transcript has 16 exons. Gene Ontology annotation, molecular function: calcium-dependent phospholipid binding. The record is from RefSeq and is a predicted model, not a curated record. Gene Ontology annotation, cellular component: plasma membrane. NCBI's taxonomy places the organism in Eukaryota, Metazoa, Chordata, Actinopteri, Pleuronectiformes, Soleidae. Gene Ontology annotation, biological process: cellular response to calcium ion.
GAGUGUGAGGAGAGGGAGAUGGGUACGAGGGCGGGUAGUUAUCCGUGAUUGUUUCUGUGGAAGACGGUGAAGUUCUUCGGCUCGGAUCUUUUCUCCAGGUAGUUGAGUGUGUGAUUGUGUGUUCAGCAUGAGUAACAUCUACGAGUCCGCAGAGGCCACGCUUGGUUUUAUCAGCUCUCCAUGCCUGGCCAAGGUGGAGCUCAGAGUCGCCUGCCGGGGGAUCUCCGACCGCGACGCUCUCUCUAAACCUGAUCCUUGCGUGGUCCUGAAGAUGCAGUCGCACGGGCAGUGGUUUGAGGUGGACCGCACAGAGGUGAUCCGCAGCAGCAGCGGCCCGGUCUUCUCAAAGAUCUUCCUGGUGGAUUAUUACUUUGAGGAGGUCCAGAGGCUGCGCUUUGAACUCCAUGACAUCAGCUCUGGCAAUAAUGGCCUCCGCGAUGCGGACUUCCUGGGUGCCAUGGAGUGCACCUUAGGACAGAUCGUGUCGCAGAGGAAACUGACCAAAGCCCUUCUCAAACAGGGAAACACGGCCGGAAAGUCGUCUAUAACGGUGACAGCUGAAGAAUUGUCUGGUAACGACGAUUACGUUGAACUCUGUUUCAGCGCUCGUAAACUAGACGACAAGGAUUUCUUCAGCAAGUCCGACCCUUUCCUUGAGAUCUUUAGAGUGAAUGACGACGGUACGGAGUCACUCGUGCACAGAACUGAGACGGUCAUGAACAAUCUGAGCCCUGUUUGGAAAUCCUUUAAAGUUUCCUUGAACACACUCUGCAGUGGUGACCAUGACCGGGAGCUAAAGUGCACAGUUUGGGACUGGGACUCAAAUGGGAAACACGAUUUUAUCGGGGAGUUUCAGACCACAUUUAAAGAAACGAAGGCAGAGCAGGAGGGAAAGCAGAUUCAGUGGGAGUGCAUCAACCCCAAAUACCAGACGAAGAAGAAGAAUUACAGAAACUCUGGUGUUGUCAUACUCAAUCACUGUAAGAUCAUCAAAAUGUAUUCCUUCCUGGAUUACAUCAUGGGAGGCUGUCAAAUUCAAUUCACAGUGGCGAUAGACUUCACAGCAUCCAAUGGGGACCCCAGAAACAGCUGCUCCCUCCAUUACAUCCACCCCUACCAGCCAAAUGAGUACCUUAAAGCUCUCGUGGCUGUCGGGGAGAUCUGUCAAGACUAUGACAGUGAUAAGAUGUUCCCAGCAUUUGGCUUUGGAGCUCUGAUUCCACCUGACUUCAAGGUUUCGCACGAUUUUGCUGUGAACUUCGAUGAGGACAAUCCCGAAUGUGCCGGGAUCCAGGGUGUGGUGGAGGCCUACCAGAAUUGCCUCCCCAAGAUUCAGCUGUACGGGCCGACCAACAUCGCCCCAAUCAUCCAGAAAGUGGCUUCGUCCGCCUCAGAGGAGAUGCACACCAAAGAGGCCAUGGAAUAUUUCAUCCUGCUGAUACUGACAGACGGCGUCAUCACCGACAUGGCUGACACACGGGAGGCCAUCGUGCACGCCUCUCAUCUGCCCAUGUCCGUCAUCAUCGUCGGCGUCGGCAACGCAGACUUCACAGACAUGCAGAUCCUGGACGGAGACGACGGGAUCUUGCGCUCGCCCAAGGGAGAGCCUGUUCUCCGCGACAUCGUCCAGUUUGUCCCUUUCAAGGACUUCAAACACGCCUCCCCAGCUGCACUGGCUAAGAGUGUUUUGGCAGAAGUCCCGAACCAGGUGGUGGACUAUUACAACGCUAAAGGCAUCAAACCCAAGUGCAUGUCAGACUACGAGUCCACGAGAACGUUCAGCCCCUGACAAUGGACAACAUGCGUACACACACAAAAUACAUAUAUACAGUGUACUGUAUAUCAUAUAUAUAUUUAUAUAUAUAUAUAUAUACACAUUUAUUUACUGUAUAAUACAUAUACACAUGCAAAAGCACAAGUACACAUACACACAUAGUCAUGUACCCUCAGCUGUCUUAUACAGUAGUCUAGCUCAGAGAAAUAGCUCGUUCUGGUGAAGCAGUUUGAACUACUCCAUUGCAUGAGUGAUCCUGGCAUCACCUUGGAAAUUAUUACUAUUAUCUACUGUAUAUUCAAAAGAUAUUUGUAGGAAUAAGAGCAGUCUUCUGAGCCAGCAUGCAGACUCAAACCAUAGCCCACCCAAAGAAAUGACACUCUUACCUUAUUCAGAUA